UUCCUCGGGCGGGGAGGAUGUGAGCGUUUGAGCGGCGGUGUCGUCUCCUCCCACCCGCUGAUUCCCUCUUCUUCUCCGUCCUUCUUCAUCUUCUCCUUCUCCUUCGUCGAAAGUGGGCGACGGUUACAGCGCCGUUGGGAUCAUGCUUUGAGGACCACCUCGACUUACACUCGUUCAUUCUCCUACCUGUAUUGGGGUGAUUUGUAUUUAUUUAUUUAUUUUUCGGGGUGAGAUGGGGCGGAAGAAGAUCCAAAUCACCCGCAUCGUGGAUGAGAGGAACCGGCAGGUCACGUUCAUGAAGAGAAAGUUUGGCCUGAUGAAGAAGGCCUACGAGCUGAGCGUGCUGUGCGACUGCGAGAUCGCCCUGAUCGUCUUCAACGGCUCCAACAAGCUCUUCCAGUACGCCAGCACCGACAUGGACAAGGUGCUGCUCAAGUACACCGAGUACAACGAGCCGCAUGAGAGCAGGACCAACGCAGACAUCGUGGAGGCACUGAACAAGAAAGAGCAACGAGGGUGCGAGAGCCCAGACACGGCCGACAGCACCACCUAUGCCUUGACACCAAACACUGAAGCUAAAUACAAGAAGAUCAACGAUGACUUUGACCACAUGAUCAGGAGCCACAAGAUGUCAUCAAGUCUGCCGCAGCACAACUUGGUGCAGGUGGAAGGAGGAGGAAGCGGUGAUGGACGAAUGAUGGCGGUGGCGUCUCAGCCCGCUCACCUGCACAGGAACGUCCACGCAACACAAAGAUCGACCAGCACCACCAACACGGGUCAUAUGCACAGCAGUUCAGAUCUGAUGCUGCAAAAUGGAUCUGGACCAGAUGUGAAUGGCUUUGUGGAAUCAUCUCGAAAAAUCCUCCCACCAAAAUCUCAGAUGCCAGCACGCAAGUCUGACCUGCGAGUACUCAUUCCUGUGUCCAAAGCUGGGAUGACCACGCUGGCUGAACAGUGUCAUUCGAGUCCAGCUUUGAGCACGCCAGUGGUCUCUAUUAACACCCCCAACUUGACUCAGCACAACCAGCUGUACAGCAACAUCAACUCUGCAUACGACAACGAUUAUGAACUGAGCAGCGCUGAACUGUCAGGUUUCUCCAUUACCACCUGGCAACAACAAAUGGCCACCUCGCUGGGACCAGGCAUCACCACCAACCACAGUAACAUCAGCAUCAAGGACGAGCCCCCCUCUCCCCCUCCGCCUCGGGGCUAUUCUGCUCCUUCCGAGGGCGCAGUCCAGCGGGAUGAGCAUCCGCUGCGCCGUCGCCCCGACUUCCUCCCUUUGGCUAUCGCUCGCUCAGAGGCUGAUGACAGUGCGGCGACGAAGCGUCUUCGCGUGGACACCUGGGUCACAUAGAUGAAUAGUAACCGUUAUGCAACUUCAACUGACGCACUUCCUGCUCUCAGGGUCGCUAAAAGCAAUAACCACCAUGUCUUGCCCCAAAAAAUUAAAAUUAUUUUCUUUAACCGGCCACAAGAUGUUGUUGAGGAUAUUGUUCUGUUUGAAUGAUAAAAAUGUGUCUCAAUCGUUGUGUAUAUAGUACUUUACCUUUAAUAUAUCUCUUUGGCUGUAA
Molecule: messenger RNA, 1574 nt
Organism: Hippocampus comes (tiger tail seahorse)
Lineage: Eukaryota; Metazoa; Chordata; Actinopteri; Syngnathiformes; Syngnathidae
Product: myocyte-specific enhancer factor 2A-like
Exons: 10
Coding region: 233-1357 (374 amino acids)
Biological process (GO): cell differentiation; positive regulation of transcription by RNA polymerase II
Molecular function (GO): histone deacetylase binding; protein dimerization activity; DNA-binding transcription factor activity, RNA polymerase II-specific
Source: RefSeq, a predicted model, not a curated record